Molecule: messenger RNA, 4682 nt
Organism: Centropristis striata (black sea bass)
Lineage: Eukaryota; Metazoa; Chordata; Actinopteri; Perciformes; Serranidae
Gene: abi2a
Product: abl-interactor 2a
Exons: 12
Coding region: 128-1822 (564 amino acids)
Cellular component (GO): lamellipodium
Molecular function (GO): SH3 domain binding
Source: RefSeq, a predicted model, not a curated record
GUUUAAAGUCACGUCUCGAAGAGAAAAUUUCCAUUUCCCCCGUUCUGAUUUUUCCCCGCACUAGUUGUUGUUGCGGUUUUUCCCGCGGCCCGUGAAGGCGGCGCGGUCGUUGGUAGUAAGAGUGAAGAUGGCGGAGCUGCAGAUGCUGCUGGAGGAGGAGAUUCCUGCGGGACGGAGAGCUCUUCUGGACUCCUGCAGCAACCUGGACAGAGUGGCCGAGUACUGCGAGAGCAACUAUGUGCAGUCCUCAGAUAAGGAGCGAGCUCUGGAGGAGACGAAGAGUUACACCACUCAGUCUCUGGCGAGCGUCGCUUACCUCAUCAACACGCUCGCCAACAACGUGCUGCAGAUGUUGGACAUCCAGGCGUCCCAGCUCCGCCGCAUGGAGAGCUCCGUCAACCACAUCUCUCAGACGGUGGACAUCCACAAAGAGAAGGUGGCUCGGCGGGAGAUCGGCAUCCUGACCACCAACAAGAACACGUCCCGCUCUCAUAAGAUCGUGGCUCCGUCCAACCCGGAGCGGCCGGUCCGCUACAUCAGGAAGCCCAUAGACUACAGCGUGCUGGACGACAUGGGACACGGAGUCAAGUGGUUGAUGAGGUUCAAGGGGAAUGGGUCCAUGAAGCUGUCUCGCUCCAACCCCCCCUCACAGAAACCCCCCAGCCCCCCCAGAGCCGGACUGUUAGGGAAGAACUCCCCCUACAGGACUCUGGAGCCGGUGCGCCCCCCGGUGGUGCCCAACGAUUACGCCUGCAGCCCGAGCAGGAACCACGGCGGUGACGGCCCCGCCCGCACCGCCACUCUCAGCCCCCGGCCCCGCACACACAGUGGCAGCAGUGGGGGCAGCAGCAGCAGAGAGAACAGCGGUAGCGGCAGUGUGGGCAUUCCCAUCGCCGUGCCAACGCCAUCACCACCAUCUACCUUCCCAGUUUCCCCAACAGCGGGACCGGCGAGCUCCUCCUCCACAGCUCCUAACUCCUCCCCCUCUCCAUCCCCGACCCCCUCCUCCUUCUCCUCCUCCUCCUCCACCACCACGCUCACACAACCCAACGCCCCUCCACCGCACGCUGACACGCCCGCCCUCACCUCCUCUAACCUCGCCCCCGGCUCGUCUGACGUCCAAUCAGGAGAGCUGUCUCCUCUCCCCCCUCCUGCUCCUCCUCCUCUCUCCUCCUCCUCCUCUUCAUCACCUGCUGAAGGUCCGAUGGUCCCUCAGUUCUUCAGUAUGAAUCGUCCUCAGCCUCGGCAGCAGUCUCCUCAGGUGGGGGGGUCGCUGCCCUACCGCCGUCCCCCCUCAGUGACCGGCCAGCCAAUCACAGGCCAGGACCAGAACCAGAACCAGAACCAGGUCAACGGCGGUCCGUACUACACCCAGAGUCCAGCCUCCCCCCCGCCCCCCUCCCUCCUGCAGUUCAGUCCUCAGCUCCCUCUGAUGGGCUUCGUGGCUCGAGUCCAGGAGUCCAUCUCAGACGCCCCCCCUCCUCCCCCUCAGCUGGCUCCUGACAGCCAAUCAGGGCCUGAGGAGCUGGGGGUCAGUCCUGAGCCGCAGGAGGACGGACACGAGGAGGACUCGGCAGUGGUGGAGUACAGCGACCCGUACGCCGAGGAGGACCCGUCCUGGGCCCCCAGGACCUACCAGGAGAAAGUGGUGGCGAUCUACGAUUACGCGGCAGACAAAGAGGACGAGCUGUCGUUCCAGGAGGGCGCCAUCAUCUACGUCAUCAAGAAGAACGAGGACGGCUGGUAUGAGGGCGUGAUGAACGCCACCACCGGACUCUUCCCCGGGAACUACGUGGAGUCCAUCAUGCACUACGCAGACUGAGAGGCUCUGCAAAAACAAGUUAAAAACAAGUUAAAACAGUUAAAUUCAGUGUCUUUGCUGUAAUAAGUAAAUUAAUUCUGCCAGUAGAACGAGUUAAAAUCUGCCCGUUCAGAAGUCUCAAAACAAGAUUAUAGUGUGAAGUGUAAUAAUAAGUUUUAAUCAGAAAUUAGACAUAUUUUGGGUCAGACUUUCCUUUUUUUGCGUUAUUAUUGACUUCUGUUGUUGUUGGAGGUCGUUUCACAUGUUUUUAUUAUUAUUAUGAUUAUUAUAUGUUGUUAAACGUUCCUUUUCUCUCUCAGAAGUCACAGAGGAUUCAUGAUUAAUAUUUAAAUCACACGAAACAUUAAUAGUCUUAAAAUGUUCAGAUCCUCUCAAAACUCACAUAAUGACCAUUUAAUUAUAUUUUUCAAUAACAAUAUUGGCGCAUAAUUAUCAUCCUCUCCAACAUCAUGAAUCAUAAGUUUUUAUUUUUUAUAUUUAGUUUUUUUAUCACAAGGAAUUUAUUUCAAGAUCUCCGCAUAAUACGUUUCUUUUAUUUAAAUCACAAAGUAAUUUAAUAAUAAUUAAAUUACAGUUAUUAAUUCGCUUAAAUUGAAUAAUAAUUAAUAAAUUAUUAUAUUUUAGGGUGAAGGUGUGAGAAGUCGCCGUAGUUUGACUGAGGUGAUGACUUUAAUAAUAAUAAUAAUAAUAAUGUCGGAGCUCAGAGAAAAUAUCUAAUGAAGAGAAGCUAUGCAACAGUUUGAUACUGAAACAUGAAGCACUUUGACACGACGGCUCCUUUUAUCUGCAGUUUCACUCUGGCUUCUUCAAAUGAUUUUAUAUUCAUAAACUGCCACAUAUUUAAGUCUGAACAUAAAAAAAACAUUUUCAGGCCCUUUUACUUCCUAACAUUUCAUCUGCUGAUGAGGUGAAAAUAACGAAGCUGAAACAGGAGAAAACACUUUUAGUUUCCUUUCUGAUGUGAAAGAAUAACCUGAAACACAUCAGCUGACGGUAAAGAUUCUCUUUAAAGAGUGAAACAUGAAGUGAAAGGCUCAGAUGGAGAUUUAAACACAUAAUAAACACAACAGUUCCUUCAGUUAGUCGUUUACUAAAGUGUAUUAUAACAGAUAUUGAAUCAGUCAGUCAGGAGGUCAAAUAUCAGCUGAUUCAUGAUUCUGCACAGAUUAAUCUUUAAUAUUUACAUUCAGUCUAUUUCUGCCUCAGAGACAGAAACAUGAGAAAAACAGAAGUAUAAAACUCUAUGAACACUGAGUGACGUGUCUCAGUAAAAAGUAGGAACAUUAAGAAGUAAAUAAUAAGUUACAUAUAUUAUAAAUCUAAAUGAAAAGGAUCAUAAAAUAUAAAUCUGAAACAUGUAUUUUAUAUAAAUAAAUAUGAAACAUUUAGAGUCUCUGAGCCGGUUUAUUCUGCAGCCGCAUGGGUCCCUGAACGCACCGCUGGCUGCAGAAGUGUUCAAGUUUACAGUGUGUGUGUGUGUGUGUGUGUGUGUGUGCGUGUGUGUGUGUGUGUGUUGAUAUAAGUGACAUUUUCUUUAAAUGUGUUAUUGUCUGUGAUCAGCUGGAGGUCAAUAAGUUUAAAGAGUCAAGAGACUCAGUGCCAUAUAUCUGUGUGUGUGAGUGUGUGUGUGUGAGUGUGUAUACCUCCCUUGUGGACUGAAGUGGUUUUGGACCUGAAUCAGUGUUUUCUUCUUGUUGUAAAGUGUUUUUAAGAACCAGAGAACACCAACAGCCAGAGUGAUUCACCUUCAGCUGCUUUUUAAUUGAAAUUCAAUCAAGAAAAGGUCAGAAUGUUCCAGUUUAAAAGUGUAAAUUUACAAGAAAAACAUGUAUUAUGAUAUUUUUGUGAGAUUAUAAAGUAUAUCUUUGUCAGUGGUUCCUUUGGUUCAGUUUAUCAGUGAUUCUGGGUUGAAAUCUGUUUCAUUUUUUCUUUUAUGUUAAAUCUGAUGAUAAACUGUAAUUUGAUCCAUUCAUGUGGUCUGAUCCAACCACAGAAACUGUUUUUUUAAUACAUCUAAACUUAAAUCUUUUUUCUUUUUUUUUUUUUGCCAAUUAAUGACUUUAAAAUCUCAGAAAAUGUUUUAUUUUUCUUGUAAAUGUAUCACUUUAAUAGCAACAUUUUGCUCUUGUAUUUUUAACUUCAAUCUAUAGAAAUCUGAAUUUUUCCUCAGCUCAACCUAAAAUUUUAGAAAAUGUCUCAAUUUUACUCUUAAACAGAAAAAUGAUCAGUUAGAUCGAUCUGGAUCAGUUAAACCUGGACUCAUGAGACCUGGAUCCGUUAAACCUGGACUCAUGGAACCUGGAUCAGUUAAACCUGGACUCAUGAGACCUGGAUCAGUUAAACCUGGACUCAUGAGACCUGGAUCAGUUAAACCUGGACUCAUGGGACCUGGAUCAGUUAAACCUGGACUCAUGAGACCUGGAUCAGUUAAACCUGGACUCAUGAGACCUGGAUCAGGUGUUCCUACUGACCCUGUUGGUGAACUCUGGUUUGUUUUCCUGCAGUUUCCCUUUAAACUGAAAUAAGAAGUGAAACGUUUCAGACGGUUCCUCUCAGGCUGAUUUUACCAGAAACACUCAAACUCUAUUAUUACUAUUAUUAUUAUUAAUAAUAAUAAUAUAUUAGUGUGUCUCCAUUCUGAAUCUUGAUCCAGGAGCACAAAUUACAUGACAAAUCUAAUGUGAACAGGAAGGAAGCGUGUUCAUGAAUCCGUCCUGAGGUGAAUGAGCUGCAGGUGAAUCAAUCCCUGGUAGAAUGUGACGUCUGGAGAAACUUUCUGAUCCACAAACUGAAAUAAAGCACAUUGAUGUUUUGUAAGAAAGAAAAUAAGUGAAAUGAUUUAAUAAAUGUUUAAACAGCU